Molecule: messenger RNA, 1287 nt
Organism: Cydia splendana
Lineage: Eukaryota; Metazoa; Arthropoda; Insecta; Lepidoptera; Tortricidae
Gene: Marc
Product: mitochondrial amidoxime reducing component 2-like
Exons: 8
Coding region: 91-1101 (336 amino acids)
Molecular function (GO): pyridoxal phosphate binding; molybdenum ion binding; catalytic activity
Source: RefSeq, a predicted model, not a curated record
UUGCGAGCGCGGAACAGCGCGGUACUGCCGCCUCGCGUCUUGAAUUUUAAAUUUGUUUUGUGUCAUUUGUGUAACAAUCUAAGCGGCGAGAUGUCUAGCUACGCUCCAUACACCACCGCGGCAGCCGUGACCGCCGGCGUGCUCGGCAGCGCGUACUGCGCUUACCAUAUCUACCAGCGCAGCAAGCCCAGACUACCCACCGAGUGGACACAAGUCGGCACGCUUCAGAAGAUAUACACUUAUCCAAUCAAGUCAUGCGGCCCUGUUGUACUUGAAACUGGAGAAUGCUCCACGUUGGGACUGAAGGACGGGUGGCUGAGAGACAGAGUACUAAUGGUGAUAGACGAGAAGGACAACUUCAUCACAGCCCGGGCGUAUCCAGAGUUGCUGCUGGUGUCGCCGUGUGUGCGCAGCUCCGUGCUCACACUCACACACAAACAUGACCAGGACGUCCCCCCUGUGCACGUCAACUUGGCAGAGGUGAUCGCGCUACAGAAGCCAAUCGAAGCCAAGGUGUGGGGCGUGCCAGUACCCGUCUUUGACUGCGGCAAGGAGGUCUCGGAAUGGUUUAACAAACUUUUGGGCCGUCCUUCGAAUACUUUCCGCCUAGCGUACUACGCCACCCAGCAACCUCGGCUACAGAGGAACACCACCAACAAAAUCUACAAGUUUACUAAGAAUGAUACGGGGGCUCUCCCAGACGAAACUCCGUUCAACUUGAUUAACGAGGCAUCAGUAGAAGAACUGAACACACGCCUGCAGCUCACGGACCGCGUGUCUCACCGCUGUUUCCGACCUAACUUCAUACUGCAAGGGGCGCGAGCUUAUGCUGAAGACAAUUGGAAGUUCCUUAAGAUAGGGAACGUAGUGUUCGAGAUCUUGAAGCCGUGCACCAGAUGCGUACUGACAACUAUUGACCCAGAGACGGGCGUUCGUAAUGCGAACACCGAGCCGUUGGAAACUUUGAAAAGCUACCGUCAAAUCGAGGACCCCGAAGUGCGCCGCUCGGCCGGCAACUCCCCGCGCAUGGGGCUACAGAUGACGCUCCGCUCGGGGCCCGGCGAGUGGGUCAAACUCAACGAUCCCAUAUACGUCGCGUGAAUGUACGGAGCGUGCCUGAAUUUUAGGGGGCACAGGAACCCACUGUUUAUGUGAAGUGUCAAUGUAUAGCUUAAGUUUUUGAUAUAGAAAUAGUUAGAUGGAUACUUUAUCCUGACAUUAUCAGGUAACCGCGUCCAUCUACACCCUGCGACUCCUGUGUGCAUCACGCUCCCAAUCUCCCAACUC